AUGGAAGAGGGUUUCCAGAGCACGGAAGAUAAGAGUCCUCAACUGUCGGACGGGAUGGAUUAUCGGAGUAUUAUUGGAGCGCUUCUCUACAUUUACGUGUGUGCUAGGCCGGAUGUAGCAGCUAGCGUAGCGAUAUUGGGUCGUACAGAGAGUGCGCCUACGGAGGCGGAUUGGAUAGCGGCAAAACGUGUUGUCCGCUAUUUGAAGGCAACGAAAGAGUGGAGAUUGAAGUACAGCGACGCGGCUGGAAAGCUAAUCGGAUAUUCGGAUGCCGAUUGGGCUGGUGACGUUGGUACAAGAAGAUCAACAACAGGAUUCGUCUUCCACUAUGCCGGUGGAGCAGUAUCGUGGGCUAGUCGAAGGCAAAGUUGCGUCACACUGUCUUCGAUGGAAUCCGAAUAUGUGGUGCUGAGUGAUGCAAGUCAGGAACUGAUCUGGCUUCGGAGCUUGCUGAAGGACAUGGGUGAACAGCUGAGCGAUCCUGUCAAAGUGAUAAGCAAAGCUGUAUCCAGUUCGAAACGUCAGAACGCAAGGGUCGUUGGUCCAAGCACAUUGAGGUGCUGGACAUUUCGUGACGCAACUGUGUGA
Ochlerotatus camptorhynchus is the source of this 588-nucleotide messenger RNA. RefSeq lists its product as uncharacterized. Lineage: Eukaryota; Metazoa; Arthropoda; Insecta; Diptera; Culicidae. The transcript has a single exon. The record is from RefSeq and is a predicted model, not a curated record. The coding region runs from base 1 to 588 and encodes 195 amino acids.